Heterobasidion irregulare TC 32-1 is the source of this 522-nucleotide messenger RNA. RefSeq lists its product as uncharacterized. Lineage: Eukaryota; Fungi; Basidiomycota; Agaricomycetes; Russulales; Bondarzewiaceae. The annotation marks the transcript as partial. Gene Ontology annotation, molecular function: aralkylamine N-acetyltransferase activity. The record is from RefSeq and is a predicted model, not a curated record. The transcript is spliced from 3 exons. Gene Ontology annotation, cellular component: cytoplasm.
CUGUUUUACGACCUUGUACGCGCAGACGAGCUCCAGGAUGCAUACAACAUGGAAGUCGAGGGAUUUCCGCAAGAUGAAGCGGGGAGCCUAGCAACUUUCGCCUAUCGCCAAUCCGUCGCGCCUUCCCUCUUCCUCGGCGCCUUCCUUCCAUCUCCUACGCCCUCUGCCCUCUCGGGCUCCUCCCGUUCUCUCAUCGGUUACAUCGAUGGCACGCUCUCCUCCUCCCAGAUACUUACCCAUGCCUCCAUGUCAACCCAUGUUCCUGGCGCGCGCUCCCUCUGCAUCCACGGCGUCUGCGUUUCGCGUGCAUAUCAACGGCGCAGAGUCGCGAGCACACUUUUAAAAGAGUACCUCCGUCGUGCCUCUGCCGCAACCACGGGCGGAGUUGCCGCGUACGACCGUGUACUGCUCAUCGCCCAUGAAGACAUGCGCGGACUGUACGAGGGUGUAGGGUUCGAGUAUGUCGGGCGGAGCACCGUCGUUCAUGGGGACAAGCCCUGGUUUGAGAUGCGCUACAUCAUC